Trichoderma gamsii is the source of this 2274-nucleotide messenger RNA. RefSeq names its product heterokaryon incompatibility protein. Lineage: Eukaryota; Fungi; Ascomycota; Sordariomycetes; Hypocreales; Hypocreaceae. The coding region runs from base 1 to 2274 and encodes 757 amino acids. The record is from RefSeq and is a predicted model, not a curated record. The transcript has 2 exons.
AUGUCGGUCGCUCCAUCAUCACAAAGGCUCUCAACCAAAAGAAUAUCGUCAAAGCCGGGCCCGCGACAAGAACAGCUAUGUGAGGUUUGUGAAAAGUUGCUCAAGCUGCUCCAAGCCCCAGUCGAGACUCGAGGAGAUACCAUGAAUCACAUCAUGAUCAAUAACUGGAAGCAAGUCGUGGAAUCACAAUGUCUACAUCAUCCAAAAUUUCUUGCGGCUGUGUUAAAACUUGAUCUCACGCCUAGUGCCGCUGAUGAGAUUUCCCUCAGAGUUUUAGCAUUCACGGGGUGGGACCACCUUGAAGUUCAUGCUGAUAUCAAGAGCGCCGGAAAGUCUAGACAAUUUAGAUCAGGGCAAAUCUACCUGCUUCAAAAAGGUACAAAGUUCCCAAAAGAUGGCAGUGCACGACUCGUCAAUCCUCUCUGGAUUGACCGCAGUCUCCUUCGGCAGUGGAAAGAAAAAUGUCUUUCUUCUCAUGGCGAAACCUGCGGCUCAACACAGGCACAAUCAGUUUAUAAUGACGAUGCUCGGCCCACGUGGCUCAUUGAUGUUUGGCGCAAAUGCCUCGUGCGCCCGUCGCAGCAUGAUCGAUACAUAGCUCUAAGCUAUGUUUGGGGAGGGGCUCCCACAUUGAUGGCUCGAAUGAACAAUAUUGCUGAGCUACUAAAGCCAUUAGCAUUCGCUGAAGGAAGGACAAGCGUGCCCAUACCGAAGACGAUCCGCGAUGCAAUGAGUUGCGUUGAAAGACUUGGUGAACGAUAUCUUUGGGUAGAUUCGUUAUGCAUCGUCCAAGAUGACCCAGUGCACAAGGAGGCAGAGAUUAAUAAGAUGGUGGCUAUAUAUUCCAACGCAUUUAUAACAAUUACUGCUUCCGACGGUCUUGACGCCGAUAGCGGCCUCCCAGGUCUCAGUGGUCUCACUGAGCCAAGGACAGCAAUCCAAGUUGUCCAUACAUUGCGGCCGGGCAUUCAGAUCGUUGAGUGCCUCAUGGAACCAAAGAAUACAAAGUGGAGAACGCGAGGAUGGACAUAUCAAGAAGAGGUAUUUCCUCGACGACAGAUCUUCUUCGAGGGUGGCUGGGCUCGCUGGGUUUGUCAAAGUGACAAGUGGGCUGAGGUGGGCGAGAAGCAUGGUGGGAAAGUUGAUGGACAAAUUGGUAGCGUCACUAGUAUGAGAGAUGCACUGUCAAGUCCUAUCCCAGAUCCAUAUGUGUGGUGGAACAUGAUCGGUGCGUAUAAUAUGAGAGACUUGACUUAUCCCGAGGAUGCCCUCAGUGGAUUUGCUGGUAUACUCAAUUCUUUUGGAAGAAGUUUCGACGGCGGCUUCAUCUCCGGUCUGCCUGCCGCCAUGUUCUACAUAGCCAUUCUGUGGCACACUCGCGAUCCACUCACUCGUCGAAGAGCGAAGGGCUCUGGUGGGAAUUCUUGCCUCCCAAGUUGGAGCUGGAUAGGUUGGAAAGGCACGCUUUUGUCAACUGUAAUGCAUCCAUCGUUGGAGUUUGUCAAAGUGAGAGCGUCCAGAGAGGGUGCAAGGUACUUUGACAGAGUCACGCCCCUUGUCCAGUGGCAUUGGAAAGAGAGCUUGAAGGAUCCUGGGAUUCCGAUUCGGGAUACCUGGUACGAGUAUAGGCAGAAGUAUGCCGUUGAAACACAAAAGAGCCCAUGUCCCUCUGGAUGGACUAGAUAUAGUGUUGAUACUGAAAUACAUUCAGGGAGGCUCACCUUUCCGCCACCAGAGCUCGACAACUCGCCAAAAUUCUUUUACAAGCACAUCUCAGAGCCUGAGUCAGAAUUUUGGUACCCUGUUCCCAUACCCGAUCCAUCGCAGAUCCCCAAAAGCCACGUCGCCGCACCAUUCAUCUCUUGUCGGACAAAGAGAGCUUUUCUAUACGGUAGCGAAGUCAUCACACCGCAGUACAUCAAAGGCACUGCGGUCAUUUCACUUAGAGACAACACGUCAGCUUGGAUUGGCGUUAUACGGCUACAGGAAGAAUCAACAGACAAUAGCAGAAGCUUAGCAGGCCAAGAGAUUGAGUUAGUAGAAGUUGCCUUGGGUCGUGUCCCAAAUGAUGCUCGCCAAAGGCUCCAACACCACCAGGUCUUGGAUGAAUGGGACCAUGAAGAGAGGCCGAAAAAUAACGACAUGUACGAGUACUAUUACGUCAUAUGGGUUGAGUGGAUAGACGGUGUUGCAUAUCGAAAAGCAUUGGGACGAGUGGAAAGAAGUCUGUGGGAGGCCCAGGAGCGUCAAGAUAUUGACUUGGUCCUCGGAUGA